This is a messenger RNA of Scedosporium apiospermum, 2583 nucleotides long. Its product is annotated as Ubiquitin ligase subunit. Gene Ontology annotation, molecular function: ubiquitin protein ligase binding. Lineage: Eukaryota; Fungi; Ascomycota; Sordariomycetes; Microascales; Microascaceae. Gene Ontology annotation, biological process: ubiquitin-dependent protein catabolic process; protein ubiquitination; DNA damage response. The coding region runs from base 1 to 2583 and encodes 860 amino acids. The record is from RefSeq and is a predicted model, not a curated record. Gene Ontology annotation, cellular component: Cul4-RING E3 ubiquitin ligase complex. The transcript is spliced from 3 exons.
AUGCCGCCGCCGAACGCCCAAGCUCCCACCAACGCGCCCAAAGCAAGCUCAACCGCACCGGAGAUAGGACCUCCACCCAGCGGGCAGUCGCCCUCUCAGGAGGCGAAGCGACGACGCACCGUCGGCUCCGAAUCUCGACAACCUUCCUCUGCGCCAGCGACGAAACGAGCCAAAAUGUCCGAUUCCUCGACUCAACUUCAACGCCCUAUUCCCAUAGGAACGGGGAAGGAACCUUUAGGCGCCUUCGGCCCCAAGAGCAUGAGAACAGUUGUCAAAAAGAUCGUGAUUAAAAACCGGCGCCUCGAUGGUUCCGGCCAGCAGGCCGAUGCCGAUACCUACUUCAAUUCGUCGUGGGAGGAGAUUUCGUCUGCGCUCAAAGCCGUUCUGCAGGGUGAAAGGCCGAGGAUUCCGUUUGAUCGGGUCUUUCGCAACGUCGAGGAUCUUUGCAGACACAAGCGGGAGCAGGACGUUUACCGGAAGUUGAUGGAUCUCUGCGAGAAGUACCUCACAGAAGAGGUCUUGCCCUCCAUCAAGGCCUCCGGCAAGGGGAGUGAUGUGGAGAUGCUCGAGGCUGUCCUUUCAGAGUGGGAAGUCUGGAGUGCGAAAUCUAAGAUAAUCCGUUCUAGCUUUUCCUACCUCGAUGCCAGUUACCUCGCGAGGAAGAAGGAGCUGCAGCAGAUUAACGACGCGUUAAUCUCGAGGUUCAAGAAAAUGCUCUCGAGCGGUCCCGGCGCUAAGCUUGCCGAUCGUCGGACCAUUGCUCUAGUCGUAGCUGACGGCAUGUGUCAGCUCAUCCACUUCGAUCGCACCGGUGACGAUCGCUUCCAGCCACUGCUGCUGAGAGAUGCAGUGUCAAUGCUUCACAUCUUUGGCGUGUACACGAGGUGGUUCGAACCGAGGCUGCUCGAGUCCUCCGCCGAGUAUUUCAAGGAGUUCGCCAGUGAGCGCAGCAUUGGUAGCCUCAAGGACUAUAUUAAGCAGUGUAGAAUUCUGCUGGAGAACGAGACCCAUCGCUGCGAUGCCUACAACCUCGACAGCUCAUCAAAACAGCAGCUGCUAGGCCUCGCACACAAGCAUUUGAUUCACGAUCACCUCCAGAAACUGCUUGACCUCACCGGUAUCUCGAGGCUCAUCGAGGGCGGCGAGAUCGAUUCGAUGGCAGCGUUGUAUCAGCUUCUCAAGCUCUCCGGAGUCCAUGAUAAACUUAAGGAGCCGUGGGCCGGUUAUAUUAAGGAUACUGGAUCAGGCAUUGUUCGAGACACAGACCGAGGCGACGAGAUGGUGACAAGGCUCCUAAGUCUGCGCAGGUCCCUCGACCUGAUUCUACGAGAGGCUUUCGAUAAAGACGAGGACUUCCAGUGGACGUUGAGAGAGGCGUUCCGCUAUUUCAUGAAUGAGAAGAAGAACACAGCAGUAUGGGAGUCCGGUCAAGAUAAGAUUGGCGAAAUGAUCGCGAAGCACUUCGACCUGCUCCUCCGUGGAGGCCUCAAGGCUCUGCCAAGAGCCCUCUAUGCGAACAGCACUGAUCGUUUGGAAGCCGAAUCCAAAGGCAAAUCGACCGCUGCCGACGAGGAUGGAGAGUUGGAGCACCAAAUCGACCAAGCCAUUGCUCUUUUCCGAUUUGUCGAAGGAAAGGCUGCAUUCGAAACCUUUUAUAAGCGCGAUCUAGCUCGCCGACUUCUCAUGGACAGGAGCGCUAGCCAAGAUGCCGAGAGGAUGACGCUAAGCAAGCUUCGCGGUGAAUGUGGGGCCAACUUUACGCACAACCUCGAGCAGAUGUUCAAGGACAAGGCUCUGGCUAAGGACGAGAUGGAAUCGUACAAGCAGUCGUGCGAUGCCGGCCAGUAUAGAGUACCCUUCGAUCUUCAGGUCAUGAUCCUUUCCGCGGCGGCAUGGCCGUCUUAUGAUGAUCUCAAGGUCAACAUGCCGCCGGACGUCGCCAACCAGAUUCUGCGGUUCGAGGACUACUACAAGCGCAAGCACAACGGACGCGUCCUCACCUGGAAGCACAGCCUCGGCCACUGCGCCAUCACGGCGCGGUUUAAGCGAGGCGAGAAGGAACUCAACGUGUCGUUCCUCCAGGCCGUCGUGCUCCUGGCCUUUAACACAGUCGACGACGCCGAGGCCCUCACGUACCAGCAGAUUUCCCAAAUGACGAGCCUCUCGGGCGACGAGCUAGCCCGCACGCUCCAAUCGCUGGCCUGCGGCAAGACCCGGGUACUGACGAAGCACCCUAAGGGCCGCGACGUCAACGAGACCGACACGUUCACGUUCAAUCGGCUGUUCUGGGACGACCGGUACAAGAUCAAGAUCAACCAGAUCCAGAUGAAGGAGACCAAGGCGGAGAACAAGGCGACGCACGAGCGCAUCGUCCAGGAUCGACGACUGGAGACGCAGGCUGCCAUUGUUCGCAUCAUGAAGUCGAGGAAAACUAUGUCUCAUGCGCUGUUGGUGGCUGAAGUUAUUGAUAUGACUAAGAGCCGCGGACACGUCGAUGCCGCGCAGAUUAAGCAGGCGAUCGAAAACUUAAUCGACAAGGACUACAUGGAAAGAGAAGGCAAUUCAUACAGCUAUCUCGCCUAA